Arabis nemorensis is the source of this 786-nucleotide messenger RNA. Lineage: Eukaryota; Viridiplantae; Streptophyta; Magnoliopsida; Brassicales; Brassicaceae. The record is from the annotation of a GenBank genome assembly.
AUGCCCCAAGUCGAUCUUGAAGCCUUUGUUUCUUCAGUAUGCGCCGGUAGUUCCGACCGGAAGAUCGCAUGCGAGACAACCUUCUCCGACGAUCCAACAACUCGACCUUACAACAACAACAACUCCGUCGUGAGUCCGACUGAUUUUCCACCGGAAUCUUAUUUCUUGUCGGAAGAUGCUCAGCUCGAGUGGUUCAACAACAACGCUUUCUUCGAUCGUCAAGAUUCACAGAGAGGAAAUUCUACGAUUCUCAAUUCCAAUCCAAACUCGAAUCCGAGCUCUCAACGUUUCUUACUCAAAUCCAAGGCUUCGAUCAUCGGUUUACCGAAACCACAAAAGACUUGUUUCAACGAGGCGAAGCAGCACCGGAGAAGCAAGAACAAUAAGGUUAUCUUGAAACGGGUCGGGUCAAGAAUCAAGACGGAUAUAUCUCUGCUCGAACCUUCUUCUCCUAAGGUCUCUUGCAUCGGUAAAGUGAGAUCAAGAAGAGAACGCAGCCGUAGGCACCGUCAGAAAUCGGUUCGGGUUGACCCGUUAAAGGAGAAAGCGAACCGGGUCAAGAAACCCGGGUUUUUGGCGAGUUUCAGAGCAAUCCUCAAGAUCGGAGGUGGCUGCAAAGACGUGUCAGCGCCGCCGAGUAGGACAGACGACAUCAGGAGCCGGCUUCCGAAGUCGGAGAACGUUGAUAAGUCGUCGUUCGACGGCGGAGAACCGGUGGUGCCCGGUUUGGGAGGGAUGAACCGGUUUGCUUCUGGAAGAAGAGCGGAUUCGUUUGGUGGGUGUUGA